AUGGAGGCUGCAUGUCCGGUGAGCAUAAGCCAGUUAGUGAGUGCGUUGGCACCGGAAUUGGCUGGUGUAGCAUCCAUGCGGUAUCUUAACAGGGACCUUACAGAAGAAGAGAUAGUUGAAGCAUGUCAGUCAAGUUGCAAAAACUUGGUUGUCUUCGUUGGUGAGCCUGACACAGCUGAGGCACAAUUACGGCCUGUCCAUUUCAACGUUCAGGAAUUUUUCGAGAUGAAUGGACUUCCUGAAUGGUGUGGUUGUUUAGCAGACCUGCUGCCUUUCUCGCUGCUAGUACAUGUACAUACAUAUGUAAUGUACAUUGCACUGGCCGUCCGAAAUAUAGUUAUCAGCUACAGCAGUUUAAGUGUUACUAUAGUUGUUAGGAUACAGGAUCUGGUUGUCCAAUAG
Blastomyces dermatitidis ER-3 is the source of this 402-nucleotide messenger RNA. RefSeq lists its product as uncharacterized. The transcript has a single exon. The record is from RefSeq and is a predicted model, not a curated record. Lineage: Eukaryota; Fungi; Ascomycota; Eurotiomycetes; Onygenales; Ajellomycetaceae. The coding region runs from base 1 to 402 and encodes 133 amino acids.